AUGAGUGAUCAUCUAGAUUCUGGUGCUAACCGGAAUAUAACGCCUGAAAAUUCACAACCAACACUAGGUGCUGAUAUACUUCCGCCUUCUGGGGGUUCUUCUUCUCAGCCUGUUGAUAAAUCCACUUGCUUUAUUGAUAUGGAGCGAGUUGGAGAACAUGAUGGUUGCGAUGAAAAGGAGCCACUUAUUCAGACAGUGGAAUGCCGAAUUUGCCAGGAGGAAGAUAGCCUGGUGAAUUUGGAGGUUCCCUGUGCUUGUAGCGGCAGUUUGAAGUAUGCUCAUAGGAAAUGUGUUCAGCGAUGGUGCAAUGAAAAGGGAGACAUCAUUUGUGAGAUAUGUCACAAGCCUUACCAGCCUGGAUAUACUGCCCCACCACCACCACUGCAGCCAGAAGACACUGCAAUCGAUAUAGGUGAAGGUUGGACUAUUGCUGGCACUCCAUUGGAUCUGCGUGAUCCCCGAAUUUUGGCAAUGGCUGCUGCUGAACGCCAUUAUCUAGAGGCUGAGUACGAUGAGUAUGCUGAUAGUAGUGCGAAUGGGGCUGCAUUUUGUCGAUCUGCUGCUCUAAUUCUAAUGGCUCUUCUACUCUUGAGGCAUGCUAUGUCCCUAAGCAAUUCAGAUGAUGAUGAUGAUGAUGCAUCUACAUUUUUCUCUCUUUUCUUGCUUAGAGCUGCUGGGUUUCUUCUGCCAUGCUAUAUCAUGGCUUGGGCUAUCAGCAUUCUUCAACGAAGAAGGCAUAGGCAGGAAGCAGCAGCACUUGCAGCAUCAGAAGUUGCCUUCAUGAUACAGGCAGGCCAGCACCCAGGCUUGCAUUUCACAGUAGCUGCUGGUCCCGCAUUAACAACUCCUGAAGAAGCAGCACCUCCUCCGCCUCCGAGACAUUCAGCUUAA
Molecule: messenger RNA, 891 nt
Organism: Linum trigynum
Lineage: Eukaryota; Viridiplantae; Streptophyta; Magnoliopsida; Malpighiales; Linaceae
Source: the annotation of a GenBank genome assembly